Molecule: messenger RNA, 495 nt
Organism: Aspergillus terreus NIH2624
Lineage: Eukaryota; Fungi; Ascomycota; Eurotiomycetes; Eurotiales; Aspergillaceae
Exons: 2
Coding region: 1-495 (164 amino acids)
Source: RefSeq, a predicted model, not a curated record
AUGUCUACUCUUCAUCGGACUGACGCUCCGUUAAUUAUUCUCAAUAGUCGACCCAUCAUCACCUUCCAGCAUCCUUCAACAUUCAAAACCAUAUCCCACACAAAACACCAAAACUACAUUCAGCACCGUACCAAACUUCCGCAAACGCAGCCUGGGCCCUCGACGGCCGGCAACAACAGCGAGUUUCCAGGUGGAACUCAGCAUCGAAUCUAUCGACGAUCCGUAGCAGCAGGGGCGGUGGUCGAGCUCCCCGACGAGUCGCAGUAUUCACGGCUCCUACAUAUCUGGGAAACCAGAGGUCUAUGGCGUCCCAUCAGAUACCUGAUAGCUCUUGGCAAUCCAGGUACCGGAACGCGAGGGAACGAACGACGUACCCUCGACCAUUCUGUCGGUGGGGACGACCUCUUUGGGGGCUCGAUGUCCCUGUCCGUCAGACACAGAAGUGGUCCUUCCAAUUGUACGGUAGUUCGUCGCGUCGACGCCAGGGUAAUCUGA